This is a messenger RNA of Bombus terrestris (buff-tailed bumblebee), 4334 nucleotides long. Its product is annotated as SET and MYND domain-containing protein 4. The coding region runs from base 1 to 2118 and encodes 705 amino acids. The transcript is spliced from 9 exons. The record is from RefSeq and is a predicted model, not a curated record. Gene Ontology annotation, molecular function: protein binding. NCBI's taxonomy places the organism in Eukaryota, Metazoa, Arthropoda, Insecta, Hymenoptera, Apidae.
AUGCAGCGAAUUAACGCGAUCGAUGAGGCGCCGGCGGACCCAUCUUACAGGGACCUGUGCUCGCUGGAGACUCUCAGAUCCGGAAAGAACGGAUUCUUCCGAGAAUUCAGCGAAAACGUGACGCGAGUCGCCGGAGAGCGGUGGAUCUGCCAGGUUUUCGGGCGGCUGACCAGCGACGAGCAAAGGAUUCGAGCCAUCUUCACCGAUGCCAAGGUGAAGGACACGGUGUUGGAAACGUUAAACCGAACGGAGAUUCUGUACCGCGGCAAAGACGCCAACGUGUCCAGAGCGAGGAGGCUCGAGGGAUUCGAGGCCGCGGCCGCGGCCCAACGACGGAAAGCUCUGUUGCUCUUCGGUCAGGCCGUUCUUCGCGCUCCCCUUCCAGGAAAAUGCCGCACGGUCGAUCGAGGUCUCGGACUACCGCUCGCGUUCCUAGCCAGAGCCGAAACGUUUCUUGCCUGCAACGAGCACGAGCUCGCCCUUCGUGAUUUAAGUUUCGUCGAGGAAAUGGACGGCGAUCUGCCCAACGAGUUACGAGCGUCGUUUGCUCGGACGAAGAAGGCGUGCGAGACGUUCGUGCGAGCGAACGAAAAGAAGCUGUUGCCCGCGAGAGCACCGUCGCGAGAUAAAGCUGCGGCCCGAUCGGCCAGCGACGAGAAUCCGCGGUUGCCGGGCGCCUCCACCCUGCUCGACAUCGAGGAGACGGAGAACGCGGGCAAACGAGCGAUCGCCGCCAAACCGAUCGAACCGGGGGACAGGUUGGUCGUGGAGGCGCCGUACGCCGCUACUCUGCUCCCGGAAUUCUUCGGUACGCAUUGUCAACAUUGUUUCUCGAGAUUCGUAGCACCGAUAGGAUGUCCGGACUGCAGCAGCGUCGCCUUCUGCGGCAGAAAGUGCAGAGACGCCGCGAUGGCCAGCUAUCAUAAAUACGAGUGCAAAAUUCUCGCUCUACUGAUAGGUUCGGGUAUGAGCGUUUUGAGCAUGCUCGCUCUGCGAAUGGCCACUCAGAGCGGACCGACCGGCUGCAUCGAGAUUUGCCGCGCGUUAGAUUCCAACGAGAAGGAACAGGUCGCACGACCGUGCACGCAAGCACAGGCGAAACUUAGCAAAUCGGCGAAACGUCGUUCGAGAAGGAAGAAAUUGCGUGAUUCGAGACGCGAGCAGCCCGUGGAGAAAGUCCCUCGUGAAACAGAGCGAGAGAAACUCGUCGAAGGAGACGCGAUCGAUCUGCGGGUGUACGAUCUCGUUACGCACGAGAAACACAGAACGGCUAAGGAUUUUUUCGAGAGAUCGCUGAUGGCAGCGUUUCUUCUCAAGUGUUUGCAGAGAGUCGGCUUUUUCGAGACAGUGACGAGGGACGGAGAGACGCCCAACGAUCGAGAAAUCGCGGUAGCCGGCCUGCUGCUGAAACAUCUUCAACUGCUGCAGUUCAACGCUCACGAGGUGUUUGAGACGCGACUCGGAAAUGAACAUCGGUUUCGCGGUAGCAGACCCCUUUACAUCGGGGUGGCCAUCUAUCCGACCGUUGCACGCUUCAAUCACGACUGUUAUCCCGCGGUGACCAGAUACUUCGUCGGUCGAUCUAUCGUGAUUCGGGCGAUUCGCAGUCUCCGACCAGGAGACACGGUGGCUGAAAACUACGGGCCGAUUUUCACCAAACGAAGCCUGGAGGAUCGACGGAGAACUCUCGCCGCCAGAUACUGGUUUCGUUGCGAGUGUACCGCUUGCCGCGAAGAUUGGCCACGCUUCGAGACUUUGACCAACGAUAUGGUCAGACUGAGGUGUCCGACCGAGGGAUGCUCCAAGCUACACUCGCGUCCCCGAGAUCCCAGCAGAUCCAUCGAAUGUUCGUCCUGUCGACGAAGAAUCAACCUGCGAGAAUCGCUGGACCGGGUGCGCGAGUGCGAGCACCUGUACGCCGAGGGAUUCGCCGCGAUGGAAGAGGAACAACCCGAGAGAGCGUCGAAGGCGUUCUUCGAGGCAGCGAGCAAAUUUCACAGAGUGGCUGUACCCCCUCACAAGGACACGCACCUGGCCGAAAUCGCAGCCAGUGCCUGUAUGGCGGACGAAGGCAACGUCUAUCGGCCCGAUUCCUUCCCGAUUGCUUUCCGUGAAUGAAUCACCGGAGCCAACCGAUUCCGAAACCAACAGGAAAUCGAGCGACCGUCGUAUACUCGUUCCAGGCAGCUUUCUCUCGUCUCGAAGAUCGUUCGAAUAAAAAUAUAAAAAACGUUAAGGAGCGCAGCAGCUUCUUUCGCUGAAAUCGCACGCGAAAGGAUCGGGGAAAAGGGAGAAGAAAGUAAGCUCGAUGCAAACGUAAGAAACUUCACCUUCGGUUCGUGAGUUUUGCGAUUUUUUUGGCAUUUAUUUUUUAUAAUGCACAUGUUUCGUGAAAAAAUUAAAUUCCGUAUAUGAAAGUAGCUUUUCAAAGUUUCGCAUUUCGGUACAAAAUUCACUGGGGGUUCGAGGAAAUGAGAAUAUGAAAGAUGCGGAUCGGAAACCGGAUAAGGAAAGGGUAAGGGUAAGGGUAAGGGUAAGGAUAGGUGUAAGGAUAAGGACAAGGGUAUAGGUGAAAGCGAAGACAGGGAUAAUGGGGAAGGUAAAGACGAAGGUAAGGGGGCAAGGACGAGGAGAGCAGGAUGGAUCGCCGGGGUGGUUUCGAUCGAGCGGCGACACGUUGGACGCGCGCGGCAAACGCGGCGCAUCCGUGUCGCGACCGGCAAGAUUUACGUCUCCUCCUUUACGUGUAAUUAGAUGACUACCCUUUCUUCUUCGAGACACGGGAGCGUUCCCUCGAUUCUCCCCUUUCUUACGCUCCUCUCUUUUUUCAUCAUCCGUUCCGUCCCGCACGAUCCGGGACGACUCUCUCAUCAUUGAGAUCGCUCCUCGCGAAAAGCUGAAUUAAAACUAAUUGACUGUCGCAGCGAGUGGUACGCGAAUCGUGACGCGCGAUCUUCUCGUUCUCGUUCCUCGUCGAGAAACGAGCGCGAUUUCAGACACGCGCCGCGCUAGGGGGAACGAUACGAGAGUAUCGAGAGCGCAGAGUACGAUUUCUACUCGACGCAUUUCCACAGGCCUUCGAAACGCGAACGCGCCGACGUUACAAUUCGUAUCACAGGGAUCACCGUUCGCGACCGUGCGCGUUCCGUGCUCGCCGUUCACUUCGAACGCGGUCCAAGUUCGACGUUACGUUGCCUGCUAGCAUACUGGUCCGCGCACGACUCCUCUUUUUUCUCUUUGCUUCUAUUUCUUUUUUAAUUCCGAUAUUCACUUCCAACACAUGCAUCGUUCUUUUUUCCGCAUACAAUUACAACGUUCUGCGUCUAGGAGUCGUUUACCUUAUUUUCUUUCACGCUCUUCGUCUCCUCUUCCUCGUCGCUAGCUCGCGUCCCGCGGCAACACAUCCUUCUGUAUGGAUCGCGUACAAAAAAACGCGAAACGUCAAGCAGCGCGCAUUCGACGACGAAUCGACGACGAAUCGACGACGAACCGACGCACUGCUAUCUUCCCUGUUCCCGCUUUCAUUUCAAUCGACCGCGGAGGAACACGAGGAUCAGCAGUUGUUAUUCCUCAUUUUACGCUAUAUUUGUACGCAUGCACGCACACACACUCUCCACUCUGUCUUCACCUCGUCGCUCUUUUCUCCCGAUCGUGUUUCACCGUUCAAGGCUCUAUUGCAAAAAGCACUCGAGGUGACUAACGCACUAAAGCCUUUUUACCGAAGAUCGCAAAAUAGCCUUACGAUAGGACGAUAGCGACCAUAAAGAUUAUGAUGACGACACAGACACAGAUUGAGACAGAGACAAAAAAAACUAAAAAGAUAUCUUGUUCCCUUGAAAUGAAAUAAAAUCUGACGCAACGAAUUUGCGCGCUCAACUUCGAAGCGUUUGGAAAGAAAAUUGUACAUUUUAUUUUCCGACGAUAGAACUACAAACUAAAAUUUAAAAAAUUGUUCCGUUUUCAUGCAAAAGUGUAUAAAUCUUUCGUCCUCUCUUAUUCUCUCUCUCUCUCUCUCUCUCUCUCACUCUUUCUCUCUAUGUAUAUAUAUAUCUCUCUCUCUCUAUUUCGCUCUCUCUCUCUCUCUCUCUCUCUCUCUCUCGUUUUCUAUCUAUCUAUCUAUCUAUCUAUCUAUCUAUCUAUCUCUCUCUCUCACUAUCUCACUUGUUCGCGCAUUCACUCGCUUGCUCGCUCGCUCAUUUACUCACUGACAAACCGCAGGUUUGCAUUGUCAAUCGAGAGGAAAUUUCCGAUAUCUUCGAGGAUCGAUACGUUCGAGCAACGACGGCAAUGUUCUUCCACCAUGAUCGAACGUUAUCGGCUCGUUACACCGAAAA